GUUUUCCGGACCUGAAUUGUCGUAUUCUUUCUUUUCAAUCCUGUCGCAAUGGCCCCAAACACUAUGAAAGCGGUUAAUUAUGUCGGCCCUCAUAAGGUCCGGGUCCAAGAGGUUGAGAUGCCCAAGCUGGAACAUCCGGACGAUAUCAUUGUCAAGGUCACGACGGCCGCUAUUUGCGGCUCUGACCUGCAGUAAGUAUACUUUUGGGGGGUGGAGAGUGACGAAAAAAUGCGCAUAAAACUUAUGAUGCUUCAGCAUGUAUGAAGGGAGAACUGCCGCCGAGCCGGGUAUUACAUUUGGUCACGAAAACAUGGGUAUCGUCGAGGAACUAGGAGAAGGGGUUACACUGUUGAAGAAAGGAGAUCGCGUUGUCAUGCCAUUCAAUGUUGCGGAUGGUCGAUGCCGCAACUGUGAUGAAGGCAAAACGGCGUUCUGCACCGGUGUCAACCCCGGAUUUGCGGGUGGUGCUUAUGGCUAUGUGGCUAUGGGCCCAUAUCGCGGAGGCCAGGCUCAGUACAUCCGAGUCCCGUAUGCUGACUUUAACGCUCUGUUGUUGCCGCCGGGCACGGAGCAUGAAGCCGACUUUGUUCUUCUCGCAGAUAUCUUCCCGACAGGUUGGCAUGGUGUCGAAAUUUCUGGGUUCAAAUCAGGAGAAAGCAUUGCUGUGUUUGGUGCUGGCCCCGUUGGCUUGAUGGCAGCCUACUCAGCCCAGCUGCGUGGAGCCUCUCGCGUCUUCGUUGUAGACCGUGUUCCAGAGAGACUGGCUGUUGCAGAGAAGAUCGGCUGUACCCCAAUUGACUUCACUAAAGGCGAUGCCGUCGACCAAAUUAUUCGCCUCAACGGCGGAGAGGUCGAUCGUUCGGUGGAUGCUGUCGGCUACCAGGCCGUAGACACCAGUGGCUCGAAGGAAAAGCCCAACAUUGUGCUUGAGAAUAUGAUCCGUGUCACAAGGGCCUGCGGAGGCAUGGGGAUUCCUGGACUCUAUGUGCCAAGUGACCCGGGUGCAUCUGAUGAGGUUGCUGCUAAGGGCGCAAUUAGUCUCAGUUUUGGAAAGCUAUUCGAGAAGGGUCUAUCUCUUGCUACUGGUCAAUGCAAUGUGAAAGCGUACAACCGGUACCUGCGAGAUUUGAUUAUCGCUGGCAAGGCAAAGCCUAGCUUUGUCGUCUCCCAUGAGAUCAGGCUCGACCAUGCGGAAGUUGCGUACGAGAAGUUUGAUAAAAGAGAGGACGGGUAUACAAAGGUGCUAAUCCAUCCGAACGGGGGAUUCGAAUCCACAACAGUGGGACAGGUUAGUUAAAACGUAUCGGUCUAUGUUCAUACGAGCAUGGUAGUUGCCUGGUGGAGGGUCUGAGUUUGCUGAGAUAAUUGGCAGGUUACGUCAAAGUUAUGAUUGAUAUUUUGGAAGUCCCAAGGCGCUAAUAGUCUGAAUUUGUUGGGUUGUGGGUUAUUUACUGGCUCUUUAUAGAAAUUUAUUUCUUUCAAUUUUCAUGAACAUUUUAUAUGUCGUAC
Aspergillus pseudotamarii is the source of this 1509-nucleotide messenger RNA. RefSeq names its product glutathione-independent formaldehyde dehydrogenase. Gene Ontology annotation, molecular function: zinc ion binding; oxidoreductase activity. NCBI's taxonomy places the organism in Eukaryota, Fungi, Ascomycota, Eurotiomycetes, Eurotiales, Aspergillaceae. The annotation marks the transcript as partial. The record is from RefSeq and is a predicted model, not a curated record. The transcript has 9 exons.